AUGAUACCGACUCUCCGGGUCCGGGUCUGUGAUAGAGCCGAGCGGCUCACACGGAGCAGGAAAACCAAGCAGAGCACGGGGGAAAAAUCCACAGCAGCCGGGGAUCAUGGCGGGGACAGCGGUACGUUACCUGCGGGGGGUCCGGGUCAUGGUUCGGCUCCGCUGGCCGUCACUUGUAGCUCCCUCAGCCGGACCCGCCACGUCCACCUCGGCAGAACAACCCGCCGCCUCGCCUCCUCUCCUCCCCUCCUCCUCUCCUCCCCUCUACCACUGACUAAUUCCGCUCCCUCCUCCUCCUUACCUUCCUCUCCUCCCUCUUUCUAA
Xyrichtys novacula (pearly razorfish) is the source of this 324-nucleotide messenger RNA. The record is from the annotation of a GenBank genome assembly. NCBI's taxonomy places the organism in Eukaryota, Metazoa, Chordata, Actinopteri, Labriformes, Labridae.